Molecule: messenger RNA, 873 nt
Organism: Tachysurus fulvidraco (yellow catfish)
Lineage: Eukaryota; Metazoa; Chordata; Actinopteri; Siluriformes; Bagridae
Exons: 2
Coding region: 1-873 (290 amino acids)
Molecular function (GO): acyltransferase activity
Source: RefSeq, a predicted model, not a curated record
AUGGCGCUACUCGAUUAUCCCGUUCCUGACUUAGACGUCACAUUGAAAGAAGCGAGUCGAGUGCUUCAGCUUAUUCUGACUCCAGAGGAGUACACCCACUUUAAAAGUGCUCUUUCUCAAGAAACAGAAGCUCUAAAGGAUGUACACAAGCAGCUGAAAUCCAGCAUCUCCUGCCAUGAGAACUGGGUGACCAAUCAAUUUAAACAGCGUCUCCUGUCCAGUUUCGACUCUCUUCCGACCUCCACGGCCAUUCCCUCAGUGCUCCCUCCAUCCGAAGCUGUUGGUGAGAGUGUGCAGCUUGACAGGGCUACCACUCUACUGUGGGCUGUAGCCAAGCUGUACAGUGAGCCCCGGCUUGUCGAGGGUGAUGUACCUACAGAACGCACGCAACAGUCAGAGAUGUUUGCUGCCAGUCGUUUACCAGGCAAACAUCAGGAUCAGAUAAAGGUCUAUCCAGAAAGCCUGCAUACCAUCGUGAUCUGCCAGGGAGGUGUAUUUCCAAUUCAGAUUAUACAGAGGUGUAGCGAAACGGGCAAGGUCUCACCUGUGCCCCUUCUUGACCUCUACAUCCAGCUAGCUCAUGUUAUGCAUCUUCCAACUGCAUCAGCUGUUCAGGAUCCUUCUAUAAUUUGUGGUCUCUCUGCUCUUAAUCGUCAAGCAUGGUAUGCUUUCAGGGAGGAGAUUCUGAAAGCUGGUGGUGAAGCAGCAGAAUCACUUGAAGUGAUGGAGAGUGCCAUUCUGGCUCUGUCGCUAGAAGACUGCUCUGCACCUGUGGACCUGGCAAAUACCCUGACUGUGGUCCGUUUGGGAGGAGGGAACAACAAGUCUCUGAGGUACUAUGACAAGGUAUGUAAAAAUGUGGAUGUUAUAUAA